CUCCCCCUGGGAGCAGGCCCCCCGCGCCAUGGCAAGCGUGGUGGUGAAGACAAUCUGGCAGUCCAAAGAGAUCCAUGAGGCGGGGGACCCACCUGUGGGGGUCGAGAGCCGCGCCCAGCUGGUCCCCGAGGCUCCCGGGGGGGUGACCAGCCCUACCAAGGGGAUCACGAAGAAAAAGAAGGCCGUGUCCUUCCAUGGGGUGGAGCCCCGGAUGUCCCACGAGCCAAUGCACUGGUGCCUGAACCUCAAGCGGUCCUCAGCCUGCACCAACGUGUCCUUGCUCAACCUGGCUGCAAUGGAGCCGGACUCCUCAGGCACAGACUCCACCACGGAGGACAGUGGUCCACUGGCACUGCCGGGGCCACCUGCUUCUCCUGUACCACCCUGGGCUCCGGAGGACCCUGACAUCACAGAGCUUCUGAGUGGGGUCAACAGUGGAUUGGUGCGUGCCAAAGACUCCAUCACCAGCUUGAAGGAAAAGACUACGAGGGUUAACCAGCAUGUUCAGACACUGCAGAGCGAGUGCUCGGUGCUGAGUGAGAACCUGGAAAGGCGGCGGCAGGAGGCAGAAGAGUUGGAGGGUUACUGCAGCCAGCUGAAGGGCCCCUGCCCUGAUGUCCUGACCCAGGAGAACUGCCGCAAGGUGACCCGCUCAGUGGAAGACGCUGAAACCAAAACCAAUGUCCUGAAGCAGAACUCUGCCUUGCUGGAGGAGAAGCUAAGAUACCUCCAGCAGCAACUGCAGGAUGAGACGCCGCGGAGACAGGAGGCCGAGCUGCAGGAGCUAGAGCAAAAGCUGGAGGCAGGCCUCUCCCGGCACGGCCUGAGCUCUGCCACUCCCAAUCAGGGCUGCUCCGGCCCGCCUGGCAGUCCCGAGGAACCCCCGCGGCCGCGGGGCCUGGCCUCCAGUGCCUGGGGCAUGGCACCCCGGGCAGGGGAGGGACCUUCGCUGACAGAGCAGGAGUUGCAGAAGGUCUCCACCGGCUUGGAGGAGCUGAGGAGGGAGGUGUCCUCGCUGGCAGCCCGGUGGCAUCAGGAGGAGGGCGCAGUGCAGGAGGCGCUGCGGUUGCUGGGUGGCCUGGGUGGCCGGCUGGAUGGCUUCCUGGGCCAGUGGGAGCUGGCCCAGCGGGAACAGGCACAGUCUGCGCGGGGUUUGCAGGAGCUGCGAGGACGGGCGGAUGAGCUGUGCACUAUGGUGGAGAGGUCAGCAGUGUCUGUGGCUUCACUGAGGAGUGAGCUGGAGGCGCUGGGCCCAGUGAAACCGGUUCUGGAGGAGCUGGGGCGGCAACUUCAGAACUCCCGAAGGGGAGCUGACCACGUCUUGAACUUGGACCGGUCUGCCCAAGGCCCUUGUGCUCGGUGUGCCAGCCAGGGGCAGCAGCUGUCCACGGAGUCCCUGCAGCAGCUGCUGGAGCGUGCGCUGACCCCGCUGGUGGAUGAGGUGAAGCAGAAAGGACUGGCUCCUGCCUGCCCCAGCUGCCAGAGGCUACACAAGAAGAUUCUGCCCAGUCCAGUAAGCCCAGCGGCGCCUACACUCCUCUCCCCAGGAGCUGGAGCGCCAGGCCUUGGCCAAACACGUCAGGGCAGAGGCCCUGAGCUCCACCCUUCGGCUGGCCCAAGACGAAGCCGUUCGGGCCAAGAACCUACUGCUGACGGACAAGAUGAAGCCGGAGUGAGGACGAAGGCAGAGGGCAUGGGAGGAGGGGAGAAGGUGGCCACUUUGGACUAUAUGCAUUUGAAGAUGUGUUCCCUCCACGACCAGCUCAGCCACCUGCCACUUGAGGGAUCCACGGGGGCAAUGGGGGGAGGAAGCACUGGAGCGGCGCCCCCUAAACGUGGGGGCCCAGGCUCUGAACAAUAAAUGGCCUCUCAUGCUGGCAUGAA
This is a messenger RNA of Peromyscus maniculatus bairdii (prairie deer mouse), 1884 nucleotides long. RefSeq names its product testis specific serine kinase substrate (gene Tsks). The record is from RefSeq and is a predicted model, not a curated record. Gene Ontology annotation, cellular component: centriole. NCBI's taxonomy places the organism in Eukaryota, Metazoa, Chordata, Mammalia, Rodentia, Cricetidae. Gene Ontology annotation, molecular function: protein kinase binding.